CGUAUCGUUCGGUUCGUUCUCACGGUGAAAAGCGGUGGAAGGUCCUGUUCGGAGGACAACCUCAAUACGCCACUCACACACGCACAAGUGGGCUUGCUCACACGGACACGGGUGCGCUAGUCGAAAGUAAAAGUGGUCCAGUGUGCAAUAAAGUCCCUUUAUUUAGAUGAUAAAAAAUUGAAAAAGAAAAGUGAAAAUUAGCACUGCAAAAAUUCCAAGGUUCAUAAAGAUUCUGUACCGAAACUUUUGAGUUUUAUCAAAGACCAUUCAAUCAACGAAAAUUUACAACAAAACAGGAUCAAAGGACAACAGCAGCGCGGCAAAGGCAGCUGAGUCCCGGCAUCCUGCAAUCCUGGCUGGGCAGCAAUCGGCUAAUGAAGAUGAAGUGAGAUUGUGUUCGAGCCGAAAUUAAAUAGAAUAUAAAUCGCUGGAAAAAUGGCGGCGAUUUGUCAGCCUCUGUCGAGCAGAACAAAUGCAAAGUAGUUCCACGGCCAGCAGAAGGAUAAACUAUAGAAGGGAAAUUCACGAGUGGAUUUCCAUUCCCUUUGCCUUCUUCUGGGCGGCAAUUUCACGCAUCGCGGCAAAAUGAUGAUGACGGCAGGCGCUAAUCAGGCCGCCCCCAGCCACGCCCCUCAGCUACUCCACAAACACAUUUUCAAAUAGGUUUUCGCGCGGCGGAAUAGAGCAAACGGGAGCAAGGGAAAUCCGCAUAGCAGCGCAGGGGGUGGCACCACACGCUCGCUAGAGAAAUAUUAUGGCAACUUUUCAAAUGGAAAUGCGCCAGCAGCAGCAUCAACGAACGAAUUUAAGGCAACGAGCGGCGGCAGUGGCAGCAUCCAAAGCCAGGCGACAACGACAACAUCAUCUGCAGCCGGAGUCCACUGACUCACCGUCAAACGGCACGGAUUGCAUAAGACUGUGGCCAGGAUGUGGCCCAUCCACCGCUGACCGGGUCAACGGCAACCCACCCACCUGCAACAACACCAGCAGCAGCGACAUCGGAGGCAACAUCAGCGGCAACACGAGCAGCCGCAUCAGCGGUUGCAGCUGCAACUUCGGACGGCAAAGAGCGCUGAUUAUGCUCAGCAUGCUCGUCGUUUUCAUGGCUCUGAUGUCCGGCAAUGGAGUUUACGCCGCCCAGCGCGACUCCUACAACUCAAAGGAUAUGAGUAGCAGUAACAAUGCCCUGCCCAACGAAGGAGUGGGAGGAUCGGCAGCUGGAGCUGGCGAGGCGGCUGCUCCCGGUCCCACUGGUGUCGCCGGAAGCGGAAGCGGCAACAAUAGCAGCGGAAAUAACAAAAACGGCCAUCCCGCUGCCGGAUCAGGCGAUGCCUCCGAAUCCGCUGCGCUGACUACCGAUGCCAGUCGCAGCUCCGUUGGUGGCCCAACCACCAUCACGGGAAUCCCGAGCAGCAGCCUACACAAGGCCAGCAGCGCCAGCAGCAACACAUUCUCCUCCCAGCUUGCAUCCGGCUUCCAUCGCAACAGCAUCGAUCUGGAGGAGGCCCGCAAUGCGGGUCCCUACUUCGACAAGGCCUUCUCCAAGAAUGUCACCGCCCUGCUGGGCAAGACGGCCUAUUUGAACUGCCGAGUCAAGAAUCUGGGCAACAAGACGAUGUUGCUUCAGGUGUCGUGGGUGCGACAUCGGGACAUACAUCUGCUGACAGUUGGCCGAUACACAUACACGUCGGAUCAGCGCUUUCGGGCCAUUCAUCAGCCGCAAACUGAAGACUGGAUGCUGCAAAUCAAGUACCCGCAACAUCGCGAUUCCGGCAUCUACGAGUGCCAGGUAUCGACCACACCCCACAUGAGUCACUACAUUCACCUGAAUGUCGUUGAACCCUCGACGGAAAUCAUCGGUGCACCCGAUCUGUAUAUAGAAAGUGGUUCCACUAUAAACCUUACCUGUAUCAUACAAAACUCACCGGAGCCGCCAGCCUAUAUCUUCUGGAAUCAUAAUAAUGCUAAGUUUCCCUCUCACCCGCAGAUCAUCAACUAUGAUUCGCCGCGCGGAGGCGUGUCCGUGGUCACCAAUAAGGGCGAUACGACCACAUCGUUCCUCCUAAUUAAAUCGGCGCGUCCAUCGGACUCCGGGCAUUAUCAGUGUAAUCCAUCAAAUGCAAAGCCCAAAAGCGUUACAGUACAUGUGCUCAAUGGUGUUUCCCAUUCCGUUUCCAGGGGAGUUCCCAGCAGCAAUGCAGCACGCGGCACCAGUGCAUCCUCACCCCUCGCCCACUCGCUGUCUGUUUGUGUACCUGUUUGUGUGCUUCUGCAGCUGGGCGCUUGCAGGUGGAUCGCUGCGCUGCUGGGCGCCGCUCUGGCCACGGCCCCGCCGCUCCGUUCCGCCCGGCGGACAACGGGGGAGCGUCCUGGAUCGCCAGGAUGUGCGACACUCGCCUGUGACAUGCGGCACUUCCUCGCCAGCGUUCUGAGGUGGCAAUGGCGAUGGUGUUGGCGCUGGCAUUGGAAAGGUACGCAGCAGCAGGAUCCUUGGCAUUAUCUGAAGCCACAAUCACGCAGGGAGGCGGCAGCGUGUAGGCAGCCCUACGAGGCGGACAUAAGGUGAGCUGGACGCCCAACAACCUCCUCAAGGCCAUUCUCAACUUAACUCAAUCGUAAGCUGUAACUAUAAUAACUAUAAAGUAUGCAUACAACAUAACUCUAUUGGCUAUUGCGUUUUUCUAUGAAUCAGCGACGUAUACGUAAUAUUUAGCACAAAACCGAAACGAAAUGAAAAACAGAAAACGUAAAUAUAUGAUAUACCUAACUAUAGAUAAAACCGAAAUCAAGCCAAGUUGUCGCCUUUUUUUAUGUACGACUUUGUAUCAUACAAUGAAGCUAUCUAAGUCUUUGGUUCCCUUAGAAAUUGGAAAUUGUGUAAAUAGGCUGCUUAGCAUACCUAGAGGCGCUUUUUUCGAUCGACUCUUUCCAACCUUUGUAACUUUUAUAGCCAAAAUUUAGCAGAACGAACCCUUCGGAAAGCAUUUGAAAACACAAACAAGAAGCAAGGGGAAAAUAUUUUUCCAGCAAAUACCAGAACAGAAAACGCUUUCGACUGCCACUUUGCGACUGUUUCCUCGAAGCAUGGAGAAAUUCUCAUUUGCAUUUUGCGUAAUCCUAAUAGACAGAUAAAUGUUCAACCGAAAGGCAAUUAGCAAGACGCAAACUAAAAACAUUCAACUUCAAGUACAGGCUAUAGAAAAAACGAAAAAAAAACCCUAGAAGUUAAAGCGAAAAAAAACUGUGUAAAAUAUAAAAGAAACUUAAACCCAAAGGGGAAAAUUUAGCUACAAGUUAAAGGAAAUAAAAAAAAAUGAGAGGAAAAGCAGAACACGUUGAGGGGAGAAUUUUUCUUUUGGCUGCAUCUGAAUGGUUAGAAAUUAAGUCAUAAAAUACGUGAAAGGGAAACCCCUCGAAUAAGUUGUUUCGUUUCGUUCUUGUAAUGUACAAAUUAAAUAAACGUAAGUAUUACCCCACGUGCAGAGGAUUGGAACGGUUUGAAUUUAGGAUACAAUCGGCUGAGAUGAAAAAUUGUUGCACAUUUCAUAAAUUUAUUUGUUGUUACUCAAUGCAAACGAAAAUUAGUCAAGUGUUAAAGAACGAAAAAACAUUAUGAAAUAUUGAAAAAGCUCUCUACAAUGUUACAUUUAAAUGAUUAUUCUGACGUUUUACAAGUGUUUUUCGAUUCACAUUUCAAUGGUUUGUUUUCCAUUUCCGAUUCCUAGUUAAGUUUGGGCUCUUCCAUAACUAAAAUCUUUUGUCUGACUAAUUUCUGUCAUCACACCAAACUUUGCCAUAGAGCACAUAGCUAACCAAAUACAUUGAAAAGAAAAAUAAAUCCAGCGUUACAGAAAACAAAAAACUAUUGAUAAAAAUUAAAGUAAAGGGAAAAGUUUCAUUAAUCAAGCUAAGCAUUAAGCAAAAAUACAAAUUAAACAGUAAUAACAGACAAAACACUAUUGAAAUACAGCAUGAUUACUCAGAGACUAAACCAAAUCCCGACAGGUUUUCCCCACGCUUUUCCAAUUACCAUGUAAAAUAUCAACAAAGCAUAUAAGCAUUCAAAUUCCAUUCAUAUAAAAUUUCAAGCGAAUAAUGCCUUUUAAAUUGUGCAGGCUACAGAAAUGGAAAAAGCGAAUUCAAAUUAGAAAUCCCAUUAUGUUUGAUGAGGCGUUUUAUGGUUAUUCGAUAUUUAUUGCAAAAAUGUUGUCAACUGUCGAUCAAAUGCACACACAAUAUUCCUUUGUUCCACGUGAUAUAUUCAAACUUUUCCCAAUAAAAUUCUGUCUAAAAUUCCAAUUUCAUCAAGCAUUUCAGAUGGUGACAAAUUCUCGAGAUACUUAAGUGUAAGCAUUCAAAAUAAAGAAAGUAUGACAUGAAAACUAAAAGACCGCAUAAAACUGAAGUGAAUAUUGUAUAUGUAAAUGUGUAUUUAUAAACUUACGACAUCAAGAAAGCUAUAUAUAUAUACAUUAAAAACCUAGUUUAUUAAACACAGAAAAUCGAAAACUGAAUCAACAAUGUUAUUAAAGCUAUUAAGGCUAAACAAAAA
Messenger RNA from Drosophila mauritiana, 4552 nucleotides. RefSeq lists its product as uncharacterized. Gene Ontology annotation, cellular component: neuron projection membrane. The transcript is spliced from 8 exons. Gene Ontology annotation, biological process: synapse organization. Bases 755 to 2566 code for a protein of 603 amino acids. Lineage: Eukaryota; Metazoa; Arthropoda; Insecta; Diptera; Drosophilidae. The record is from RefSeq and is a predicted model, not a curated record.